This is a messenger RNA of Mya arenaria, 4276 nucleotides long. Its product is annotated as WASH complex subunit 5-like. The transcript is spliced from 28 exons. Gene Ontology annotation, biological process: endosome fission; endosome organization; regulation of actin nucleation. The coding region runs from base 281 to 3781 and encodes 1166 amino acids. The record is from RefSeq and is a predicted model, not a curated record. Lineage: Eukaryota; Metazoa; Mollusca; Bivalvia; Myida; Myidae. Gene Ontology annotation, cellular component: endosome; WASH complex.
UGUGCUUCCGGGUGGGAGUGAUACAGGAGUAAGAAGUAUAGCUUGUAAAGAUUUACCGACACCUAUGAUGAACAUAUAAGCAAAGAUUGCAGAAACCCAAUAUAUAUGUUUAUAUGACCUGUAGGACUUUUACUUUGUGCUGUCACAUGAUACAUUUGUGUGGUUAGGCAAAUUUUCUGUGUGGAGUUUUGGGUUUACUAACUGCUGAAUGGGCACUGACUUAACCCUGUUCCCAUGAAUUUUACUUGUUGUGUCUUUUAAUUUUGCAUGCCAAAUAGAGAUGGGAGACUUUCUAGCAGAGAAUAACCAGUGUGGUCAAAAUGCGCUUCGCUUGGCGUCGAGAGGGAAUGCCAUCAUUGCGGAACUGUUAAGGCUGUCUGACUUCAUCCCAUCUGUUUUCCGUCAAGAUAAUCCACAAGAUGUUAGUCGAUAUGGGGAGCUUAUUUCAGAUUUCAGCUACUUCAAAAGCACAGAUUUAUUUGAAAACAAAAUUGAAUCAAGAACGGAGCUUCAAGACCUGGAUGAAGAGUUGCAAGAGAACCACAUAGAAAUAUUGACCCGAUUCUAUCAGGCAUUUUCAAGUGUACACAAAUAUGUUACUGACAUAAACAGAUUUCUAGAGGAUCUCAAUGAGGGAGUGUACAUUCAGCAGACUUUGGAAAGUGUGCUCCUCAACAAUGAUGGCAAACAGUUGAUGUGUGAGAUUUUGUACCUGUAUGGCGUAAUGCUGAUGAUUAUCGACAUGAAGAUAGAAGGCACUGUGCGGGAAAGGAUGAUGGUCUCCUACUACAGAUACAGUGCUCAGAAGGCAUCGGCUGGAGACUCAAACAUUGACGAUGUUCUAAAGCUGUUGAGAAGUACCGGUUACCUGACAACACCCGGGGCAAAAAGACCCCCUAAUUACCCAGAAUCAUUCUUUGCGCGUGUGCCAAUAGAUGGUGAAUUUAUCAACAUGGUGAUUGGUCGACUACGGUCAGAUGAUAUAUACAACCUGAUAUCUGCAUUUCCCCUGCCUGAACAUCGGUCAACGGCACUGGGGACCCAAGCAAGCAUGCUGUACGUCUUGCUGUACUUUGAACCUGAGAUCCUGCACAACCAGCCAGCCAAGAUGAGGGAAAUUGUGGACAAACAUUUCCCGGAUAACUGGGUAGUGAGUGUGUAUAUGGGUAUCACAGUGAAUUUGUUGGAUGCUUGGAGCCCGUACAAGGCUGCAGUCGUUGCCCUCAACAACACACUAGACCAGGGCAACGUCAGGGAACUGUCAAUGAAAUAUGCGAAUAAGGUAACCAAGCUGCAGCCUGUGCUGGACAAGUAUCUGAAGGAAGGUGUGUUGGUAGAAGAAUUUAUCCUAGAUAGCAUACCGAAACUGCUCAAUGUGAUGAGAGACAGCAAUGUCACACUUCGAUGGCUCAUGCUACACACAUGUGCACUUUCACCCAGUGGUGAGGCGAACAAGCGUUGUAAGCAGCUCCGGGAGCAGGUGCUUACAGACAGCAAGUACAACCCACUCCUGGUAUUCAGACUCCUGCUCAACACCUCACAGUUCGAGUUCAAACUGAAAGAGAUGUUCAAGCAGAUGUUGACUGAGAAGCAAAGCAAGUGGGAGGCGUUCAAGAAGGAGGGCAGUGAGCGCAUACAGGAGCUGAGUGACGUCUUCUCCGGCACCAAGCCUCUAACACGAGUAGAGAAAAAUGAGAACCUGCAGGCAUGGUUUGGGGAGAUGGCGAAGCAGAUUGACUCUCUCAACUACGAUGAUUCCACGUCCGCCGGCAGGAAGAUUGUCCAGCUUAUACAGGCUCUGGAGGAGGUUCAAGAGUUUCACCAGCUGGAGAGUAACCUGCAGGUGCGUCAGUUCCUGGCAGACACACGCAAGUACCUGCACCAAAUGAUCCGUACUAUCAACAUUAAGGAGGAGGUGCUCAUUAACAUGGAAUUCAUUGCUGACCUCUCGUACGCUUGGGAGAUCAUUGACAGUUACACAGGUUAUAUGCAGGAAGGAAUAAAAAAAGACCCAACUCUAGUCAUCAAACUUAGAGCUACAUUUAUAAAGCUGUCGUCUGCCCUGGAGUUGCCUUGCCUGCGGAUCACUCAGGCCCAGAGUGCUGACUUCAUGAGUGUGUCCCAGUACUACUCCGGGGAACUUGUCUCCUAUGUCAGGAAGGUCUUACAGAUCAUUCCUCAGACCAUGUUUAGCCAGCUUGCCAGAAUCAUCCAGCUAAUGACUUCACAGAUUAAGGAGGUGCCCACAAGGCUUGAGAAAGACAAGAUGAAGGAGUUUGCCCAGCUAGAUGAUAGAUACCAGGUUGCCAGACUGACUCAUUCCAUCUCUGUUUUCACUGAAGGCAUAUUGAUGAUGAAAACAACUCUCGUCGGAAUUAUCAAAAUUGACCCAAAGCAGUUGCUAGAGGAUGGGAUCCGGAAGGAGCUGGUCCAGCAGGUUGCUCGUGCCCUACAUGCAACACUGCGGUUCAAUCCCAAAGCAAAGACAAGUGAGCUGAUGCCCCGUCUUCACCACCUUGGUGAGCAGAUGGAAGGGUUCCGACGCUCAUUUGAAUAUAUCCAGGAUUAUGUGAACAUCUACGGCCUCAAGAUCUGGCAGGAGGAGGUAUCACGUAUCGUCAACUACAAUGUGGAGCAGGAGUGCAAUAGCUUCCUAAGAACCAAGGUCCAAGACUGGGAGAGUUUGUACCAGUCUAUAGCCAUUCCAAUCCCAAGGUUUAAACAAGUUGAUGAGAGUGUUAACUUCAUAGGACGGCUGGCCAGGGAAAUAAUCAGAAUCACUGAUCCAAGAGUGGCCUCCUACAUUGACCCCAUGAAAGCCUGGUAUGACAUCAAAACCAAACAGGAGAUAAUCAACAAAACACUUUUCUCCAAAGUUCAGAGGGCAGUGGGUACAUUUGGCUUGUCGGGUCUGGACCGACUGCUGUGUUUCAUGAUUGUGAAGGAGCUGCAGACAUUUAACCGCUUGCUGGAACGUCAGGUGUUCCGUAGCAAGGACCGAUCCUGGCUCGCUGUGAUGGAGGACAUGAGCAAACUCCUCGCACCGCAGGAGUCUGUCGUAGGAAAUCCGUUGAAGGUUUACAGUGGAUAUGUAAACAAGAUGUCCAAGCUGUGGCCUGCUUACUUUGACAUAAUGCUGAAGGUUGGCCAGAUGCAGUUGUUGAGGAAGCAGAUUGCAAAUGAGUUGAACACACUGUGCAAGUUUGACUCCAACAACAUGGCAUGUGCUCUACAGACCAUGAAUAUAUCCCUGUUGGCAGACAUAGAGGCGCACUACUCUGAUCCGACCAAGCCCUACCCUAAGGAAGAGAACCCACUCAUGUAUGAGCUUGCCGGAUACCUGGAGGCCGCCGGCUUCCAUAACCCACUCAUGAAGAUCUACGUCACCAUGAAGCCGCUUCCCCACUUUCCCUUGUUCAUCUUCCUACUGGUCAUCUCACACAUCUCCAAACUCACGUACAACAAGGCCAUCAGUGGCCUGGUGUGUAAGAAGCCUGCUGACCCCCUGGAUGCCCCACCAUUCGUGAUUGGUUGUAUCACACUUCUUAAACAGUUUCAUGUAGACAACACAGACAAUUUCCUGGCUCUAAUGGGCCAGUAUGUCCGCUCAUUUGUGGACGCCAUGCCAGGGUCCAAGACUGCAGAUAUGCCAGCUGAGAUUCUUAACCUUCUAGUUUAUAUUGAGGAGUUUAUAUACUUCUCCAGCAGCUCCAGAAAGAGGGUAGAUGCUCACAUUCCCCCCUACAUCUUUGAGCAGUUCAGGACACAAUAUGCCUCAUAGUGUGUGGAACAUAUCCUCCAACUUUUGACAAGCAUAGGGACUAGUGCUGAAUUUAGAUGUCUUAUACCUUGGACUACUUAAUCAUACAAUGACGAACUGUGAUACUCUUAUAUAUUACUGCCUUAUUUACAAAUCUAAUAUGGUUGUAUAAACUGUGUUAAUGUGGCUAUAGUCAUAAUGCUGCUGUUUGAAUGAUAACAUAGUUAAUGUGUUUUACUUUUAGACAUUUAAAGUAUAGAGAAAUUAGUGUUCCUUGUUUUGUGCAAUACAUACUAUUAUUACUCUAUGUAUGAUAUUUGUGUUAUGAACUUUAUUGAAUUGCACAUUAGGAUGAUAUACAUGAAUAUUUUUCAAAAUUUUAAAGAACUACAAUGUACACUGUAUGCACCAGACCAUAUUGUUAUUGUUCUCAUGAUUGUGAAUAAAAACAUACAAAUGAUAAUAUAUUAAAAACGUUUAUUCUUGAUAUUACUUAUAAAUGAUGAUAAACUUGUC